UCGGGAGCUCGAGAGACGCUGAGAAAACAAAAGAAAAUUUAUGUGCCAUGAUGUUCCAUGAAUCACAUAUACAAGCUCCAUGCCCGUCUUCUCAAAACCGGUCAUCACAACCACCCACUCGCCCUCCGCCGCCUCCUUCUAUCGUGCGCCGCCUCUGCUCCGGCCAGCUUAUCCUACGCGCGCUCCAUCUUCGACCUCAUCGCCUUUCCAGACACUUUCGCUUUCAACACCAUCAUUAGAGCUCAUGCCGACUCUUCCCCCUCUUUUUCUCUUUCGCUUUUCUCUAAAAUGACCAUGGCCGGUGUCUCACCAGACCACUUCACCUUUCCCUUUGUUCUCAAGGCUUGCGCCCGUCUCCAAACUGGUCUGGACCUCCACUCACUUCUCUUUAAGCUUGGCUUUGAUUCUGAUGUUUAUGUGCAAAAUGGGUUGAUCCAUGUUUAUGGGUGUUGUGGGUUUUUGGAUUUUGCAUUGAAGGUGUUCGAGGAAAUGCCCGAAAGAGACUUGGUCUCUUGGUCAUCGAUGAUCGCUUGUUUUGCGAAUAAUGGUUUUGGGUAUGAGGCUUUAGCGUUGUUUCAGAGAAUGCAGCUUGUGGGUACUGUGAAACCCGAUGAAGUUAUCGUUCUCAGCGUGGUAUCUGCGAUUUCUAUCUUGGGGGACUUGGAAUUGGGAAAGUGGAUUCGUGGUUUUAUUAGCAGAAAUGGGUUGGAAUUUACAGUUUCAUUGGGGACGGCUUUGGUUGAUAUGUUUUCUAGAUGUGGGUGCAUUGAGGAGUCGAUGAGGGUGUUUGAUGAAAUGGGUGAAAGAAAUGUGUUGACAUGGACUGCAUUGAUUAAUGGGCUUGCGGUGCAUGGACGGAGUGCAGAGGCGCUAAGGAUGUUUUAUGAGAUGAGGAAUCAUGGUUUUCAGCCGGAUCAUGUUACUUUUACUGCAGUUUUGGUGGCUUGCAGUCAUGGAGGUCUUGUCAGUGAGGGGUGGCAUGUCUUUGAAAGCAUUAGGAAUGAAUAUGGCAUGGAACCAUUGCCUGAGCAUUAUGGUUGUAUGGUUGAUCUCCUUGGCCGUGCAGGCUUGCUUAAUGAAGCCUGCAAAUUUGUGGAUAGAAUGCCAAUUAGGCCAAAUUCCAUCAUUUGGAGGACUCUGCUUGGAGCAUGUGUAAACCACAAUUAUAUUGAGUUGGCAGAGAAAGUGAAGGAGAAGAUCAAUGAGCUUGAUUCUUACCAUGAUGGUGAUUAUGUGCUUCUAUCAAAUGUGUAUGGUGGAGUUGGUCGGUGGGCUGAGAAGGCUGGGGUGAGGAAUUCAAUGAGAGAGAAGAGAAUCAGCAAGAAACCUGGCUGUAGUUUGAUUAAUGUGAACCAUUUGAUUCAUGAGUUUGUUGCAGGAGAUAAUAAUCAUCCCCAGUUUGAGAGUAUUAGGGAGUUCUUGGUUUCAAUGAUUGAUAGUUUGAAAGUUGUGGGUUAUACUCCUGAUAUAUCAAAUGUAUUGUUUGACAUCGAAGAAGAGGAGAAGGAGAGUACUCUUGGUUACCAUAGUGAGAAGUUGGCUGUUGCCUUUGCCCUCCUUUGUUUUAAGGACAGUAGGACCAUUAGGGUCAUGAAGAAUCUUCGAAUUUGUCAUGAUUGUCAUUGUUUCAUGAAGCAUGCUUCAGAUGUAUUUGAAAGGGAGAUCAUCAUCCGGGACAGAAACCGUUUCCAUCAUUUUAGUAAGGGAUCAUGCUCUUGCCGGGAUUAUUGGUGAAUGAUGCACCAUUUUCAGCCCUCCAUUAUGGUGCUUGUAUUUAAACUAUCAAAUAUAUGGUGUCUUUGCUCUCAAAUUAUGAUUGAAUGUCAUAAAUGCAUUUCAAUGAAUAAGUACUUCAGAGAACCUAUUUGAAA
Molecule: messenger RNA, 1871 nt
Organism: Vitis riparia (riverbank grape)
Lineage: Eukaryota; Viridiplantae; Streptophyta; Magnoliopsida; Vitales; Vitaceae
Product: pentatricopeptide repeat-containing protein At4g21065-like
Exons: 1
Coding region: 58-1734 (558 amino acids)
Biological process (GO): RNA modification
Molecular function (GO): RNA binding; zinc ion binding; protein binding
Source: RefSeq, a predicted model, not a curated record